Molecule: messenger RNA, 558 nt
Organism: Cajanus cajan (pigeon pea)
Lineage: Eukaryota; Viridiplantae; Streptophyta; Magnoliopsida; Fabales; Fabaceae
Source: RefSeq, a predicted model, not a curated record
AUGCAUGGAAGAUUUGAAGCACUUGUGAGCAAUGUCAACGAGCAGGAGGAUCCCUUACAUGGAGACAGAAGAUGCCUCACUGUUGGUUAUGUUUCAAAAUGGGUGGAAGCCAAACCCACCAGAACUAAUGACGCUCAGGUUGUUGUGGAUUUUGUUAGAUCUCACCUAUUCUAUAGGUUUGGAGUACCUAGAGCUAUUGUUAGUGAUCAAGCUGAAAUUUCAAACAAGGAGAUUAAGAGAAUCUUAGAGAAGAUUGUCCAGCCCAACAGAAAUGAUUGGAGUAACAGGUUGGAUGAUGCUCUUUGGGCGCAUAGGACUGCCUACAAAGCAACCAUAGGGAUGUCUCCUUAUCGAGUUGUCUUUGGCAAGGCAUGUCAUUUACCUGUUGAGAUUGAGCAUCGGGCCUAUUGGGCUGUAAAGACCUGCAACUUCUCCAUUGAUCAGGCUGGUGAGGAAAGGAGGUUGCAACUAAAUGAGCUUGAUGAGAUCCUCUUGGAAGCCUAUGAGAAUUCAAAAUUCUACAAGGAGAAAACCAAGAAGUUCCAUGAUAGCUUGUGA